Molecule: messenger RNA, 1569 nt
Organism: Odontomachus brunneus
Lineage: Eukaryota; Metazoa; Arthropoda; Insecta; Hymenoptera; Formicidae
Product: matrix metalloproteinase-2-like
Exons: 1
Coding region: 1-1569 (522 amino acids)
Biological process (GO): proteolysis
Cellular component (GO): extracellular matrix
Molecular function (GO): zinc ion binding; metalloendopeptidase activity
Source: RefSeq, a predicted model, not a curated record
AUGAAACCGCAUCGAUGGUUCAUAGCUUUGCUCGUUGGCGCGAGUCUGCUCGUGGCCGCCGAGGAAUCCGUAGUAGUAGUAGGCGGCGACGGAAUGGAGGAUCCCCCCUCAAGUGACGUGAUACCCGAUUACGUUAUCCGCUACUUGAUCCAGUUCGGCUACCUGAGACCGCAAGACGCUCCGGUGGAUUAUCUGGAAAGGCUGGCCGCGAGAAACGAGCCGAUAGCAUUGCCGUUCCAACGGCGUCGCAAACGAUACGCCUGGUACGACGCACAGCAACAGCAGCAGCCAAUUAGGACGGCGCUCAAAAAUUUCCAAACUGUUGCAGGUAUACCAGGCAGCGGUUCACUGGACCACUCUACGGCGGCGUUGAUUGCUCGCAAGCGUUGCGGCAACUCCGAUCGAGACCAACAACGGUCGACCAAGAACGCGCUGCAUCGAGCAAACACGCUGCCGCCCGGUACGAUCACAUGGAAUUUACUGCCAGACGCAAACGGUCGGCCAGGCAGGAGCGAACAGCACCCAUUGCAGCAACUGACGCAAACGAUAGGACGCGCGAUGCACGCGUGGGCCAAAUGGUUUCGCACUAGACGCUUCCAGCUACGCUCUAAUCUCAGCACGGUCACGAUUCCAAUACGUUUCGCGCGGCUUCAUCACGGAGACGGCUUUCCGUUCGACGGCCAGGGCAAUCUUCUCGCCCAUGCGUACUAUCCGCCGGCAAGCGGAUUACACUUUGACUACGACGAGAAAUGGACAUUACCGGGCGAUAAAAACGACGGCGACGGCGUAGAUUUGUAUUGGACGGCAUUGCACGAAAUUGGCCAUUGCCUCGGCCUGCCGCAUUCGGAGGACGUGAGAUGCGUCAUGUUUCCAUUUUAUCGCCAAGUUUCCAUCGGAACAGCUGUACCGAACACAGACUUGCGCGCGCUGCGCGCGUUGUACGGCGACGGCGAGAUUCUUGAACCGCCGCCGCCGCCGCCGCCGGCACUGCCAGCAGCAACACCAACGACUCGCGCGGAACGUCGCGACGUACGCAGCGAUGAGGGCCGCCACGGGUGCAGCCGCGGUGACGUAAUGGAGCUCUUUGCAAAGUACGCGAUGUUGCGCGAAAUCGCGUGUGCCAUUCCGGAGCUGAGGCGAUAUGACGCGCUGGUCGGCCUGCGCGGCUGGUUCAUGCUGUUCAAGGGCACGUUAGUGUGGGCCUUCUCGCAGACGACUGCGCUACCGAUACGCGGCUUUCCGUUCGAGUGGACUCGUUAUUUCCAAUUGCCCCUGGAAUACGCCGCAGUCGACGAAGCCUCGCGCGUUGUAGACGCUGCCUUUGAAACGCCCGACAGCAUUGUGUUGUUUGUAGGAUCGACAUAUUAUACCAUGCGGUUACCGAGUCGUCAAGCCACCGAGCCGCGGCCGCUGUACAGCAUGGGGCUACCCAGAAACUUAACCCGAGUGUACCAUGCUGAAACUUUCUCCAACAGAUCGUACAUUUUCGCAGACGCUCCCAAACGACAAUACUGGCAGAUCGAUAAUCGCGUCAAUUACAUCGCUUGGAACUAUCCGCGAGAAUGGUAG